CAUAAGUUUCAAUCAGGAUUCUUCGCUGCUCUGUGUAUCCAGUGAUCACGGUACUGUCCAUAUUUUUGCAAUUGAGGAUGCAAAAAAGAAUAAACAGUCAAGUCUUGCAUCAGCCAGUUUUCUUCCCAAGUACUUCAGUUCCAAGUGGAGUUUUUCAAAAUUUCAAGUUCCCAAUCAAGCUCAUUGCAUCUGUGCAUUUGGGGCAGAUUCCAACUCAGUCAUAACGGUAUGUGCAGACGGCAGUUACUACAAAUUUGUUUUCAACAGUAAAGGCGAAUGCAAUCGAGACGUUUCAACCAACUUCCUCGAAAUGACAGAUGACAAAGUAUGAAGCACAUCAUGGCAUGCAGUGCGACUACUAACAUAUCAUUUUUAACCUGAAUGCAAACCUUCGUAUAUGUUUCGUUCAGUCGUGAAGUGAUUUUCUAAAUGGUGCGUACCAAUUGACCAGCUUACCAGAAUGGAUUCUGGAAUUGGACUGGUUUGUGUUGAAUAAAUCUUCUGGUUGAAUAAAAAAACAAAUCUUAUAAAAAUAAUACAUAGAAUUUUUUUAAUGAAAAUGCAAAAGUAUUCCAAUCAAAUGCAUGUAUAUUUUAGAUAUUUUAUUAAUCAUAAAGUAUAUAUUUCUUUGAAAUUACAUUUAGUGUUAUUGUUGAUAUCGUAUUCUCAAAGCCUGUUACUUUUAUGUAUCCUGCUGUUUUGUUAUCAGGGUACGUAUUGCUAUAUUAUAUACUGUACUCAAAUACCAUCAAAUACUAAUAGAUAAUAGAAUAAAUUUUGAUGGAUAAAAUCAUCUUUGUGACUGCUAGAGUUAUGUAGAUAAAUGUGACCUAAAAAAAUAAAAAUUUUUUACAUAA
Anneissia japonica is the source of this 857-nucleotide messenger RNA. RefSeq names its product WD repeat domain phosphoinositide-interacting protein 3-like. The record is from RefSeq and is a predicted model, not a curated record. Gene Ontology annotation, biological process: protein localization to phagophore assembly site; protein lipidation; autophagy of mitochondrion. Gene Ontology annotation, molecular function: protein binding; phosphatidylinositol-3,5-bisphosphate binding; phosphatidylinositol-3-phosphate binding. Gene Ontology annotation, cellular component: phagophore assembly site membrane; cytosol; extrinsic component of membrane. Lineage: Eukaryota; Metazoa; Echinodermata; Crinoidea; Comatulida; Comatulidae.